AUUUGACGUUUUCGUUUUUGACAUCUGCCUUCCCAAGCAGCAGUGAUGUCUGUUUUCGUCUGAAAAGUGAAAAAUAUAUAAAUAUUUACUUCUUUGUUCUCUCAUUAAGUUCCUUACUUGAAUAUAUUACGUAAAUAGAGAGUGUUAUUUCGAGAAAGUUAUCAUUUUCACCGUCAUAAGCCAUGGAUUCAUGCAUCGGUGUGGAACAAGAUUUGGACAAAGCUUUAUCUAAAUUUACCUCUCUAAAUGACCACACAGACAAGGUUUUAGAAGAUAUUAUUGGUCAGGUUGAGAAUCUAAAGAAGGAAAUUGCUAAACAGGGGUCAAAUGCACCUUUGACACAAACACAAGCCAUGGUCGCCAGUGAAUUAGCUGCGCGGGUCAAACAGACUGUCUUUCAGAUGUCUACAGAACACAGAGAGCUGCAUGCCACAGUGUCACGUGUUGGCAAGUCGAUCGACCGACACUUCAUCGCUGAUUACGGCUCAGUGGCACCGAAAGCUGAGUCAUUCUGCACGGACACAAACAGACCUAUAAUGGAGCAAGCCAUUGCCCAGCAUUUGUACAGACAGGGCUUAGAAGACGUAGGCGACGCGUUCGUAGAAGAAGCCAAAAUUCCCGGCGUGGAGCGCACUUGUACUUUUGCGGCGCUGCAGCGCUGUGCUGCGGCGCUUGCGGCCGGAGACCCGCUGCCGGCGCUGCAGUGGGCCGAGAAACGCGCUCACGAUCUAACACACUCGCCGCUGCCGUUCACGCUGCAUAGAAUGCAGGCGCUCAAGCUGGCCCGCGAGCAAGGCGUGGUAGCCGCGAUCGAGUACGCCCGCGCGUCGUUCCCGGCGCACGCGGCGCGCCACGAGCGGCAGCUGCAGGCGUGCGUGUGCGCGCUGGCCUGGUGCACGCCGCACGCGCCGCCCGCGCCGCGCAACUACCGCCACCUGCUCGACCCGCAGGCCCUCGGCGCGGAAGCAGCGGAGUUAUUUAUCCGCGAGGCGUGCGCGUUACUCCGCUUAGCGCCGCUGUCGGCGCUGGCGGGCGGCGUGCUGGCGGGCGCGCGCGUGCUGCCCGCGCUGCACGACAUCCGCGCCAAGAUGACGCACCCGCACGUCAUCGCCGCCUGGGCCGACGACCACCUGCCGCUCGAGGUUGACCUGGGCGAGGACGGCGGCGGCUACCACUCGGUGUUCGCGUGCCCCAUCCUGCGGCAGCAGGCGUCGGAGCAGAACCCGCCCAUGCGGCUGCUGUGCGGACACGUCAUCUCCCGCGACGCGCUCAAUAAGCUCGCCAUGGGUGCCAAAUUGAAAUGCCCCUACUGCCCCAUGGAGCAGGCGCCCGCAGAGGCGAGGCAGAUAUACUUCUCUUGAAGCAACGAACCCAACAAGUCAAGUCUUUCCGAUAUUCAAAUAUGUAACGUAAACUUUAAACAUGAUAAGCUAGCAGAUUCAUAUAGAUGACGGACGGACGCUCGUACCGUUCUAUGCAGAUAUUCUAUAGAUGUUUAACUCAAUGUUAUUGUAAGAUAAAUAUUAUCACUGUAUAUUUACUGAGGCCUGUAGCGGCGUCUAUUUUGUUCUUUUUGUAAUAAAAUGAAACAGUA
Molecule: messenger RNA, 1594 nt
Organism: Ostrinia nubilalis (European corn borer)
Lineage: Eukaryota; Metazoa; Arthropoda; Insecta; Lepidoptera; Crambidae
Gene: Sou
Product: E3 ubiquitin-protein transferase RMND5B
Exons: 8
Coding region: 183-1361 (392 amino acids)
Biological process (GO): proteasome-mediated ubiquitin-dependent protein catabolic process
Cellular component (GO): nucleus; cytoplasm; GID complex
Molecular function (GO): protein binding; ubiquitin protein ligase activity
Source: RefSeq, a predicted model, not a curated record